Molecule: messenger RNA, 1089 nt
Organism: Striga hermonthica
Lineage: Eukaryota; Viridiplantae; Streptophyta; Magnoliopsida; Lamiales; Orobanchaceae
Source: the annotation of a GenBank genome assembly
AUGAUUGUUUUUCAUUUGAUCGACUUGGAGGAGAAUAAGUUGUGUUGCACUCUUUGGAACGAAUAUGUUGAUAAUUUUCUUCAACAUGAACAAGAACAUGCUGGGGUUGAUGGCCGCCCAUGGAUUAUGAUAAUUAACUUGUGUAGAGCAAAACCAUUUGAUGGUCGCCCUAAUCUGACAACGUCGCAAAAUAUCACUCGGCUAAUUUCAAAUGAAGUUCCCGAGAUUCAGGAAUUUCGUACAAGGUUUGCAACUGCACGUGUUCGAAAUGCUUCUUUAACUUCGAGGAGUUCGAUUGUAGCACGUAGUGAAUUGGAUGAACUUGCUAGCGGUAAUUUGGUAGUGGCCUCUGUUGAUUCCCUUUAUGGGGUUGAUAAGGAUACAACUACUUGGAUAUGUGCUACUAUUAAAUCGGUUAUUGACGAGUGGUACUACCUCGCAUGUCGCAAGUGCAGUACUAAAAUGGACGAUAAUCAAGGCCACUAUGAGUGCUCUAAAUGCCAAGGGAAAAGGGGUGUUUUUCGGUAUAAGAUCCCUUUUGUGGUUGCCGAUGCAAGUGCGGAUGCUACAUUAAUUGGUUGGGAUAGAGAUUGCGAAAAACUACUUGGUAUCAGUUGUGAUGCACUUAGGCGUGCGAUUAUUGAUAGGAAAAAGAUUUCCUACGAGCUGCCCGACGAGAUCGAGGAACUGGUUGGUAAAACCUUGCUUUUCAAAGUUCGAAUCCAAGCAAGGCAACGUUUUGGCUACACUUCAUUUUCUAUUGUUAGAUUGGUUGAUGAUGAUAAGCUGAUCUCCAACUACAACCAGUGGGUUGUUGAGCAUACUGAAUUUGACUUUAUGACUUUGCUCAUGAGGGAACAAGAAGACAAUAAAGAGGAUGAUGCUGAUGAAGUUACCACUCCUUUGAAAGUGGCUCUUCAAAAAGAGGCUGUUUUGGACACUUCUACGGCAAAACGCAACCUUUGGGAGGAACUAAACAAUUCAAGUGAAGUUGUUUUGGCCUUGACAGCACAAUCAGCUUCUACUGAUAAAGCGAAGUCGAAGGUGAAUGCUUCCAAUGAUAAAGGAAAGGAGAAGGUGGAUGUCUAA